Neolamprologus brichardi is the source of this 1071-nucleotide messenger RNA. NCBI's taxonomy places the organism in Eukaryota, Metazoa, Chordata, Actinopteri, Cichliformes, Cichlidae. The record is from RefSeq and is a predicted model, not a curated record.
AUGACAUCCCCGCUACUGGCUUAUAUCCUACUUCUUUCAGCCCUUCAUACCUGCUCUCUAACAAUCGAGUCCGAGGAGGACUACGAGGAUGUCACUGUGAACCAGAUGCUGGCUCCUAAAUCCCAGCAAACCGACGCCACGGAAAUACUCAAUAAUUUACUGAAAGAAUAUGACAAGAAACUGCGACCGGAUAUUGGAGUUAAACCAACUGUCAUUGACGUUGAUAUAUACGUGAACAGUAUUGGGCCAGUUUCUUCAAUAAAUAUGGAAUAUCAAAUUGACAUCAUCUUUGCCCAGACGUGGACCGACAGUCGCCUCAGAUACAACAGCACAAUGAAAAUACUGACUCUGAACAGCAACAUGGUUGGACUUAUUUGGCUACCUGACACCAUCUUCAGAAACUCCAAGACUGCAGAUUCCCACUGGAUUACAAUGCCUAACCAGCUGCUCAGGAUAUGGAACGAUGGGAAGAUACUUUAUACCUUAAGGUUGACCAUAAACGCAGAGUGCCAGCUGCAGCUGCACAACUUUCCAAUGGAUGAACAUUCAUGUCCGCUCAUCUUCUCCAGCUAUGGAUACCCACAAGAUGAAAUGAUUUACAAGUGGAGGAAGAACUCUGUGGAGGCGGCUGACCAAAAGUCCUGGCGUCUGUACCAGUUUGAUUUUAUGGGCCUGAGGAACACUACAGACGUCAUAAAGACUACAGCAGGCGACUACGUGGUGAUGACCGUGUACUUUGACCUGAGCAGAAGAAUGGGCUACUUCACCAUCCAGACAUAUAUCCCCUGCAUCCUCACUGUGGUUUUGUCCUGGGUGUCCUUCUGGAUUAAAAAAGAUGCCACUCCAGCCAGAACAGCUUUAGGUAUAACCACAGUUCUGACCAUGACCACUCUCAGUACUGUGGCCAGGACAUCACUGCCCAGAGUGUCUUAUGUCACCGCCAUGGACCUUUUUGUCACCGUCUGCUUCCUGUUUGUCUUUGCUGCUCUGAUGGAGUACGCUACGUUAAAUUACUACUCGUACAGCGUUCGAAGACCCAGCUACAUGGAACCGAAAAGACUGGUGAGCUAG